AUGGAAUCCGCAUCAUUAAUGGAGAUGUUGACGACGCCCACAACCUUUCCGACAAACGUCGAUUGGGAGGGCAAGAUGGAGCCGUCGUCUCCAUCGAAUUCCCAGCAUGGUCUUGCUGAGGACAUUUUCGACGAUACUUACGAUUACUGCAAUGAACCACUUUUCAACAAUGAAGUCUGCGAUUUAGAAGAUGAUUUGAAACCCGACCCAUCCAUACUGGCAAUACUGCAAAUUCCCAUUGAAGUGCUGAAUAAAGAUCUUUGUUACGAUGAUAAGCUGAAGAUAUCGACAAACCAGUCCGUGCAGCUUCUUAACUACGGUCCGCCGUCAACAAUUGGGGAAGAUGAAUUUUACGACUUCCCGCAGCAACCGGAGUCGAAGACCGGCUGCGCUACUGGAACCGAAGUGUUGAUGGAGCUCGAAUAUGUGCCCGGCAAUAUGGAGCUGAUGAACCAUCUGACGCCACCGCAAACGCCGCCCCAGUCGUCGUCAUUUGGCGGUGUCGUUGGUUGCGUCCCUCCCCUUCAGAUGCCGAUCAACAAUGUCACGAUAUCGCAGCAGCAACAGUCGCCGGAACAGUUCCAACCGUUGUAUGCGCCACAGCAAGGAUUGCUGCAGCAGGAGCAACAGCUAUCCUUCCAGGGUUCCAACGACACCAACCUCAACGGUUACUACAUCAUGGGCGAACUCUCCAACGUGUCGAACCAGAUCGUGAAUGAAAGUAUCCAGCAGCAAGCGGUACCGAUGGAACAACUGCAGGAAGUCCCCAGCGACAUUGAGACCACUCUGUUCAACUUUGGCGAAAACUACACACCCCAGCAGAUGAACGAGAUGGAAAAAAUCUUGCUCAGCCUGCAGCGUGACACGUACCACGGCGGCGAUGAUGACGAGUCGUGCGAUUCUUCCGAGAUCGGAUCCAUCGAAAAUGGUGGUUCCAUGUCGCCUGCAUCGUUGACAUCGUCCCUGGUUGCCCAAUCGCCGGUCUACAGCGAUUCGGCUGAAUCGUCCGCUUAUUACGGCAGUAGCCGCAAUGAUGGUGACGAUGAGGACUGGUGCCCACUGAAGGUGAAAAAGCUGAACGGUCGUAACGGUGGCGCCGUAUCGAAAAAGCGUACCGGACCGAAUGGCAGCACCAGCACCCGUGGCCGUGGCAUUGAGGAGAAAAAGUCGCGUAAAAAGGAGCAGAACAAGAACGCUGCUACACGGUACCGCCAGAAGAAAAAGGCGGAAAUAGAGGAGAUUCUUAAUGUGGAGGAAAUUCUGCGCGAAAGGAAUGACAAGCUGAAGAGUGAGUCGAAGGAACUCGGGCGCGACAUACGAUGCAUUAAGAAUUUGUUGCGCGAACUUCUGAAAUCUAAGAUUUAA
This is a messenger RNA of Anopheles marshallii, 1365 nucleotides long. RefSeq lists its product as uncharacterized. NCBI's taxonomy places the organism in Eukaryota, Metazoa, Arthropoda, Insecta, Diptera, Culicidae. Gene Ontology annotation, cellular component: nucleus. Gene Ontology annotation, molecular function: RNA polymerase II transcription regulatory region sequence-specific DNA binding; DNA-binding transcription activator activity, RNA polymerase II-specific. Gene Ontology annotation, biological process: regulation of transcription by RNA polymerase II. The coding region runs from base 1 to 1365 and encodes 454 amino acids. The record is from RefSeq and is a predicted model, not a curated record. The transcript is spliced from 3 exons.